This is a messenger RNA of Prorocentrum cordatum, 846 nucleotides long. The record is from the annotation of a GenBank genome assembly. Lineage: Eukaryota; Dinophyceae; Prorocentrales; Prorocentraceae.
UGAAUUUCUUCACCCAUGAUUUAUUCCGCAUCCCAACAAACAACAAACAACACAAGCGUCAGGGAACGACCGCGACGAGGGGGCGGGAAUGAGGGCGAACUCCAGGCGACAGCCCCAGGGACGAGCAAGCGGGAGAGCAGGCAGAGGAGCGACGCAACACGGCGGAAGGAAGGACGGCGACACCACCCAGAAGGCGGGCGAGCGGGAGAGCAGCGCCGGCAUUCAGAGGCUUCUCGCAUUGAUCCCCUCACGCGCAGGAUGAGAAUCGUACAUCAAGACACCUCUGCCGGGCAACUUGCUGGAAACGAGGGGAGGAUGGGGAGGCGAGGAGAGGAGAAGGAGGAGGAGGAGGAGGCCGGCGAGGCGGCGAGAGGCCCCUCCCGCCGCACCGUGCCAGGCUCUCGGCCCGCCCGGGCGCGCCACCGCGGCCACUGCCGCACGGUUGCCGCGGGGGGGUCCGCGCCCGUCGACGUGCCGCCCUGGGCCUCGAGCACCGCCUCCUCCUCCUCCUCCUUGCUCCUGGCGCCACCACCAGGAACGUCCCGAAGUACAGCGCCAGCGAGGGCCGAGCUGCCACCAGUGGGGUGCAAGCGGCGUGCCGUGCGGGCGGAGUGUCAUAUCAAGGAGAAGCGCUGGUCGAAUUGAUCGAAGAGGAUCAGGAACAGCGACGACCCCAAGAACCAGCAGACGACGUAGAAGCGGUAAGAGUUGCUGUUCUCCACGGCCCGCUGCAGGUGCUUCUCCGCGUUCUCGACGUAGUCCGUGGCCUCCACCGCAAGAUCGUGGAUGUUGUCGGCCAUCUCCUGCUGCUCGGCAACCUCGCGACGGCGCGCAGAGAAAGGGGAA